Pollicipes pollicipes is the source of this 1431-nucleotide messenger RNA. RefSeq names its product SWI/SNF-related matrix-associated actin-dependent regulator of chromatin subfamily B member 1. The record is from RefSeq and is a predicted model, not a curated record. The coding region runs from base 95 to 1219 and encodes 374 amino acids. Gene Ontology annotation, cellular component: nuclear chromosome. Gene Ontology annotation, biological process: chromatin remodeling. The transcript is spliced from 10 exons. NCBI's taxonomy places the organism in Eukaryota, Metazoa, Arthropoda, Thecostraca, Pollicipedomorpha, Pollicipedidae.
GGCUCUGGGGACGGGUUGGUGCGUGGCGUGUGUAGUAAUUUGGGGUUAUUUCCUGGAGCUAGUGUUGACAAUUGGGUACUGUUACGGUACAAUCAUGGCAUUAAAAACAUAUGGAGACAAGCCAAUCAGCUUCCAGCUGGAAGAGGGUGGAGAGUUUUAUUGUAUAGGCUCAGAAGUUGGAAAUUACCUGCGGCUCUUCCGCGGUUCUCUGUAUAAGAAGUUCCCCGGUCUCUUCCGGAAGUACAUAACGGUUGAAGAACGCAAGAAGCUUAUGGACAUGGGGCUCAGUCAGCACAUCCUGGCGUCGAGCGUGUCAUUGCUGCGUGCCGCUGAGAUCGAGGACCUCAUCACCGGCAAGGACGACCGGUACCGCUCGGCGGCGCUGCAGAACGCCGUGCCCAGCGAGGUCAUCGCCGUGCUGCCCAAGGAAAUCAAGACUCCGCGCAAGAGUGCUGUGCACGUGCCAGCUCAGCCCAACAGCUCGCACAUGGACCCCGUGCCGCAGUCGACGCCCAUCAACCGCAACCGCGUGGUCACCAAGCGCGUGCGCACCUUUCCCAUGUGCUUCGAUGACACGGACCCGGAGCUGAUCCAGGACAACGCCAUGCAGGAGGAGCAGCUGGUGCCCAUCCGGCUGGACAUGGAGAUCGAGGGCCAGCGGCUGCGCGACAUGUUCACGUGGAACAAGAACGAGACGCUGAUCACGCCCGAACAGUUCGCCGAGGUGCUCUGUGACGACCUGGACCUGAACCCGAUGGUGUUCGUGCUGGCCGUGGCGCAGAGUAUCCGCCACCAGCUGGACACGUACCCGACCGAAACCAUCAGCGAGGAGGCCAGCGAUCAGCGCGUGGUGAUCAAGCUGAACAUCCACGUGGGCAACAUAUCGCUGGUGGACCAGUUCGAGUGGGACCUGGCCAACCCGGAGAACAGCCCCGAACAGUUCGCCCACAAGCUGUGCGCCGAGCUGGGCCUCGGCGGCGAGUUCGUCACUGCCAUUUCGUACAGUAUCCGCGGCCAGAUCAGCUGGCACCAGAAGUUCGCCUUCAGCGAGCACAGCCUCACCACCAUCGGCCAGCCGUUCCGGCAGCGGCACGAGGCUGACAACUGGGGGCCGUUCCUGGAGGCGCUCACCGACGCCGAGAUGGAGAAGAAGAUUCGGGACCAGGACAGGAACACCAGGAGGAUGCGGCGCCUGGCCAACACCACGCCCGGGUGGUAGACCGGGAGCGCCGUAGCGUUUCGAUGUCACGUGAAUCCUCUGUCUUCGGGAUUAGGGGGAGGGGAUGUUAGGUUGGUAGACCUGCUUGAUCGCAAGCAGUGAAUCUCAUUCGUCGUCUUUGUGAACUAUCUUGCUCUGCUCUGAUCCCUCGUGUCAUUGAUUGUUCAUCAUCUGAUGUAAGUAUGUGUUUUAAAUACAUUUUCAUUCGUCCA